Molecule: messenger RNA, 1538 nt
Organism: Punica granatum (pomegranate)
Lineage: Eukaryota; Viridiplantae; Streptophyta; Magnoliopsida; Myrtales; Lythraceae
Source: RefSeq, a predicted model, not a curated record
CUCUAAGCAAGCGAAUCCACCUUCCCCUCGCCCGUUCUUGGAAAUCGUAAUCUUAUCGGAGCUGUUCCCGUCCCCCAACAACUUUCCCGGCCGAGGCGACGAAAAAUGAACCGGAAUUCGGGGUCACAUCGCGGCCCCCGCACCGGCCGCGCCGUUCACCGUCGCAGCAGUGAUGAUGGUGUUUCCUCGGCCAGUGGUUCUGAUGGGAGUAAGGACGGAUUGCACCGGCAGUGGAAGGUCAAAGAAAGGGGACAGGUAAAGGAAAUUAAGGCAGACACUGAGGGUUUUGGUGUUGGGAGAACUCGACAAGCUGAGCCAGAGGAUUGUGUUUCCUCAUCUGAGGCAAAAGUUCCUUCCCUCAUCAAUCACUCCUCACCACGAAAGCCGAGUUUUACCGCCAAAGAAGAUGAGUGGACUCUUGACAAGAACGAUCCUGAAACUUCUUCAGGUCGCGGUGAUUCGUUGCAACCUGGGGAACUGAUAGCAGUCGAGCAUUUCGAUAUUUUCCUGCCGUCCUCUGGGACGCCAGCGAUGUUGAGGCCUUCCUUGUUAGCAAAGAACAGGGAGAAACGGAAUGAAAUGAAACGGUCGAUGGCAGGGCAGGACAUAGUUGUGUUGAGGCCUGGGAUGGUUCUUAUAAAGAACUUCUUACCCUUUGCUGAUCAGGUCAAAAUCCUAAAGCUGUGUCGUCGCCUCGGUCUGGGGCCAGGUGGUUUCUACCAACCAGGUUAUCGUGAUGGCGCGAAACUGCACUUGAAAAUGAUGUGCCUUGGUAAAAACUGGGACCCUGAGACAAGCAAAUACGGAGAGGAGCGGCCAAUUGAUGGAGCUAAACCUCCCGAGAUUCCCAGUGAGUUUCUCGAUUUUGUCAAGAAAGCAAUUGAGGACUGCCAUGCUUUUUUAAGGGAAAAGACCAAGGAAGGGUUUCCCGAACAAGUGAUUCCAGGGGUAUCCCCAAACAUUUGUAUCGUCAACUUUUACUCUGCAAGCGGACGACUUGGUCUACAUCAGGACCGAGAUGAGAGGGAGGCAAGCCUUAAGAAGGGAUUACCUGUCAUAUCCUUUUCUAUUGGAGACACAGCUGAAUUCUUGUAUGGAGAUCAAAGAGAUGUUGAUAAGGCAGAGAAGGUAUUGCUGGAAUCAGGAGAUGUCCUGGUGUUUGGUGGAAAAUCGAGGCAUAUUUUUCACGGGGUUGCUUCAAUAAUGACGAACUCAGCAACGAAAAUUUUGUUGGAAGAAACAAAUCUUCGACCAGGUCGACUGAAUCUAACAUUCAGAGAGUACUGAAAAGUGGUUGGUUUUGCCAUGUAUAGCCUUUCAGAUUCUAUUCGCUAUUUGCUUGCAUACAAAGAGGAUAUGUGACAGGCUUGUGUUUAUUUCAUUGCAAGUAUGAAGCUAUGUUUAGCAUAGGUAUGAUGUGUUCGUGAAUCAGUUGCAGACGCUCUGACAUCCGUUUGAUAGUAAAUGAUUAUGAGGGCCUCAAUUGGCUUGAAAACAGCUUUACGGAUAUAGUGAAUGUUCGGAUCAGAUUGUUUUCA